AUGCAUCCUACAAUACUGUUUCUGAGCCUCGCAGCCCUUGCCAGCGUCGCAGUCUCCACCAAGGACAAGGACUAUGGCCCUGGCUGUCCGGGGGAUGAGUAUUAUAACGAGAUGAUGGAAAGCAAGAACCGCAAGGCCGCCGUAACAGACUGUGCCAAGUGGCUGGGCGAAACCAUCACCGACCCCAAAGAAAUACCCAAGUACCUCAAGGACUGUGGCGGAAAUAAGGACGAGGACCGUGUCAGCAGAGUCUCGGCCGCUUGCUCCUGUAUCGAGACCUCUGUUCCCCCGACCUUGUCAACGAGCACCCAUGUCAGUAGCACACCUUCAAGCACGUCUGUCAUCACCACGUCGUCGCAGGGUGCAAGUCACCAGUCUUCGAGUUCUUCGGUACCCGCCUACUACGUCUACACGAUGCUCCAGCAGCCAUUCGCCUUCGGGCUCUUCGGGUUCAACACACUUGACAUCCUCCACAACCUCAAGCCAUGA
Molecule: messenger RNA, 489 nt
Organism: Diaporthe citri
Lineage: Eukaryota; Fungi; Ascomycota; Sordariomycetes; Diaporthales; Diaporthaceae
Exons: 2
Coding region: 1-489 (162 amino acids)
Source: RefSeq, a predicted model, not a curated record